UCGACUCUUCACCGUACACGACUCGUCGAUAACACGGAAGAGGAAAGGAUAAUGUGAUUUGUUCUGGGGAUCAUAGGGAGGUCAAUGAAUUAUAUUAUGAACAACAACUCGCUUAUCACAGGACUCUGAGGAUGUCGAUAUCAGUAAUUGCGAAGAAUGUUGGUACAUUGACUGAAGGACCACACUGGGAUCAAAACACGCAGACGUUAUUAUUUGUAAAUAUAACUACAGCUAGUGUUUUCCAAUGGGGACUCGAUGCAGAAGAUCUGAAAGAAGUUAUCGUGAAAGGAGCACCCACCGUUGGUGCUGUUGUUCCUAGGCAACAAGGUGGAUAUGUCGUUGCUGCCGGGAGACACUUUGGUACUCUUGACAUAGAAACUGGUGAGAUGACCCGAUUAGCAGAGAUUGACAAACAUAAAACAGAGAAUAGAUUCAAUGAUGGAAAGUGUGAUGCCAAUGGGAGAUUCUGGGCAGGUACAAUGGGUCCCAAGAAAGUGACAAGAGUUCCAGAACAAGGCACAUUAUAUAGCUUGGAUAAAGACCACAGUGUAAGAUGUCACGUUGACAAAGUUACUACAUCCAAUGGUAUAGCCUGGAAUUCAGACAAUACUAUUAUGUAUUACAUUGACACAGGCCUCAGAAGUGUGGAUGCAUUCGAUUUUGAUCUAGAACUAGGAACGCUAAGUAACAGAAGAACAGCUGUCUCAUUUACAGACUGUCCUGGGCGUCCAGAUGGAAUGUGUAUAGAUAUUGAAGGAAAGCUGUGGGUUGCCAUGUACUGUGGCAGUGCCAUAUUGAGAGUGGAUCCAUUAUCCGGUAAAAUAAUGCGUACAAUUGAAAUGCCAGUCUCCUGUCCAACAUCAUGCUGCUUUGGUGGUGAGAAGUUUGAUGUGCUCUAUGUUACCUCAGCUAGUCAGUUUUCAACACAAGAAGAACAACUUGCCAAGGAGCCAUUAGCCGGAUCUGUAUUUCAAAUAACAAAUCUUGGUGUAACCGGUUUGCCAGCAAAUACAUUUAGUGGAUAACUAAAGAAGUAAAGCUGCAUUACCUUGUGAAGUAGUUUGCUUGUUUGCAAAGUGAUUUGUUCAAUUUCCAAGAAAAUACAAAUUAUACCAUAUAAUGAUAAAAGUCAUGCCAGGACAGGAAUUAAUAGUACAAUAGAUGUUGAAGAUUUAUACAAAUACUACUUUUGAAUUAUUAAUAAAUGAAUAAACUGAUAUUUGCU
Saccoglossus kowalevskii is the source of this 1225-nucleotide messenger RNA. Its product is annotated as regucalcin-like. Lineage: Eukaryota; Metazoa; Hemichordata; Enteropneusta; Harrimaniidae. Gene Ontology annotation, biological process: L-ascorbic acid biosynthetic process. The record is from RefSeq and is a predicted model, not a curated record. Gene Ontology annotation, molecular function: calcium ion binding; enzyme regulator activity; gluconolactonase activity.